ACGCGGAGUUGUGUGCAAUGGUGGACGAAGAUCGCGAAGACCGCUUGUUCGCGCCGUCAGGCUACCGUCUGCGUCGUCCGUUUCUUCGCUGAGUACAACGGAAUCGUCCCGAUCCGCCGGCUGUCCCGCGAGCUAUCGCGUACCUCUUCACGGAGGUCGCGUCGCGUACGCUGCGAGUUGGCGCGUUCUGCGCCCGGCGUCGUUAGGUAGUGUGCCAUAGUGAUAUAUCUCCGUCGCCGCGCCGUUUUUCGCCCCGUGUUGACGCAGACCUCACCGCGUAUGCGGAUGAGAAGAGUCGAGGAGGACCGCGCGAGUCGGGAGAUCAUCGUCGGCGGCCAGUCCCGAGAACUCGAGACUCGCUCCUCGAGAUUCGUGCGUGCGCGCGCGCGCGCGCGUCUCACGACGCGCUCGCAAGCGUUCAAGGAUAAGCGAGAGAGAGAGCACGGGCGAAACAGACGUCCGAUGGCGAUAUGAUCGGGUCGCGUCGCAACGGCGCGAUCGGAACGAGCGCGUAUCCGCCCGGAACGCGGCGUGUCGCCGAGUGGCCGCUCUAAGUGUCGCACUAUCAGUGCCGUAAACAUCGCGCACGCAUACACACGCGAGCGUGCGCGCGCGCACCAACACGUACGGUGUGCGUCGCUUUCUUUCUCUCUCCCUCUAUCCAUCUCCGUCUAUCCGCUGCCUGCCAGUCCGUCUGUCCGUGUGUACGUGUUGCGCGCGGCGCGGGGACAUACACCGCUCUCACGGCGGCGAAUCUCGGCGUCCGGAAUUCGGCCCCGGUCGCAACUCUGUUAUCGUGGUGCGCGAGUGCGACGAGCGCACGAGCGUGUGUAUCCGAGGAGCGUGUACGUCCGUAAGCAACGGGUCGUGAGCACGACGAAUUUUCGGCGAAUCCGUGGCCCGCACGGGAGGAGUCUCGCGUCGCCUCCGACAAGCGGCCAUCGAGGAGGUUAGAAUUUGUGACGUACGGUCUCUCUGAGACUCGUCACGGCUGGACACAGUGCCGAAGGUAGAGCGGGUUUUGUUGCGAGAAACGGAUUUUUCUGUGUGUCGACGUCGUCGUUCGCGUUGUCGUCAUCAUCAUCUGUCGUCGACGUUGCCGCGAGCACCGCGGUGCGAACGCGCGUUGCGAACUCUGUGAUAAAAGGAGGACCGCGCCGUAAAUCCGACUCGAACGUCGCGGUACGCGCCGCGUUCCCGGGAGUAAACGUGUCGCGGCAGUGGUGAUAGUGGUGGUAGUAGUGGUGUACGGUCGCGCGUGGUAUGAAAAAAUGAUGUGAUCGACGGUCAUCAUGGCGGCACCCAUGCUAAAGUGGAAGCGGAUCACAAAUCCGACGGGGCCCCAGCCGAGACCCAGGCAUGGCCACCGGGCGGUCGCAAUUAAGGAUCUCAUGGUGGUUUUCGGCGGCGGUAACGAGGGUAUCGUCGACGAGCUUCAUGUUUACAAUACGGCCACGAAUCAAUGGUUCGUCCCGUCUACGAGAGGAGACAUCCCGCCAGGAUGCGCGGCGUACGGUUUCGUCGUCGACGGCACGCGCAUCCUGGUGUUCGGCGGCAUGGUCGAAUACGGCAAGUACUCCAACGAGCUGUACGAGCUUCAGGCGAGUAAGUGGGAAUGGAAGCGCCUGAAGCCAAAGCCGCCCAAGGACAAUAUUCCGCCAUGCCCGCGUCUAGGGCACAGUUUCACCCUCAUUGGUAACAGGGUCUUCCUAUUCGGAGGUCUGGCAAACGACAGCGACGAUCCGAAGAACAAUAUACCGAGAUAUUUGAAUGAUCUGUACACAUUGGAGUUGCUUCCUAACGGCGUGACUGCCUGGGACGUACCUACGACUCAGGGCUCCUCGCCGCCUCCUAGGGAGUCGCACACUGGUGUGGCGUACACAGACCGCGCCACCGGCAAAUCUUGCCUGGUGAUCUACGGCGGCAUGAGCGGUUGCCGUCUCGGCGAUCUGUGGUUCUUAGACGUUGACUCAAUGACUUGGAAUAGACCGGUUGUUCACGGACCUACCCCUUUACCUCGAUCGCUCCACACUGCCACUUUAAUCGGCCACCGUAUGUAUGUCUUCGGUGGAUGGGUGCCACUGGUUGUCGACGAUGUUAAAGUCGCGACGCACGAGAAAGAAUGGAAGUGCACGAGCACCUUGGCAUGCUUGAAUUUAGAAACUCUUACUUGGGAACAACUGACCGUGGAUUCCUUAGAAGAGAACACUCCUCGGGCUCGUGCCGGUCACUGCGCAGUCGGUGUUCACAGCAGACUGUAUGUGUGGUCUGGUAGAGAUGGUUAUCGUAAAGCUUGGAAUAAUCAGGUAUGCUGUAAAGAUCUGUGGUAUCUCGAAGUCAGCAAACCACCGGCGCCUUCCAGAGUUCAGCUGGUCAGAGCUUCCACGCAAACGCUGGAAGUCAGUUGGACAGCGACCCCGUCCGCGCAAUACUACAUUCUUCAGAUACAAAAGUAUGAUAUGCCACCGGCAGCGACCGCGGGCGCUUUUCCGCCAGUGAGCGCAUCCACGCCAAACAUCACUCCUGUCACCGCUGCCCCGGCUGUAGCUACACCGGCAACCGUGCCCGUCACGUCGCCUCCUGUGACCACUGUCGCUUCUAUUCCGACUAAUCCGACUUCUGUCAGGUCGACCGUGACACCGGUGACACCGUUGCGAGUACAGUCAACGGUGCAGAGCCCUGUACAGAAGACGGUGCCGCCGCAACAAGUCAUACAGAAAACGACAAGUCCCAUGACCCCAAGGGUCGCUGCCGGCAACGUCAUACGAAUCCGUUCACCGCUUGUCACCACCGCGACUGCGGCAACGGCGGCAGCUGCGACGGCGGUGGUGGUCACCACUGAGCAGCAGCAACAAUCGCAACAGCCACAAACCUCUCCCACUGUGACUACAGCUGUAGCGACGGCUCAAACACCCGCCGCCAUGUCCGGUAUCGCUGCAUUGGCCGCUGCAGCAGCUGCAACUCCAAAAAUUACUAUGAAUAAUGUUCCCAUUUUGCCCCAAGCCGCGACCAAUACUAUCAGAAUGAAGAAUGUUCAACCGGGUCAACAAAUACGCUUCGCGGCGCCCGGUGCGACAGUACUACGCACAGCAUCGCCGCCGCAGAACAAGCAGAUCAUCUUGCAGAAAUCCGGUCAGAACAUAUCCGGUCAAACUGGUAUCGUGCAUCUGCUGAAAACUGGUCAAGUGGCUUGCGGUAUGGUGGCCGCCACGGGACCCAAGGUGAGUCUCAUUCCAAGCAAGGCGGUCCAGGGCACAGGGGUGAAACUUUUGAAUCAUGGGCCAGCGAUACUUCGAUUGGUGAAUCCUAAUACGGUAGCGGGAUCGAAGCUGCUUACGACCAUGAAGACCUCCGGCUUAGUGACGAUGAGCAAGGGACAGAAUAUUACUGGCAAGCAGACCAUAAUGAUUACGAAACCAGGCGGCAAUGGCGGAUUGGUCGGCAGAACCAAUCAGAUCAUUGUUGUCACUACGGGCGCCGGUCUGAGAGCCGUGCAGACAGUUACUACUUCGCAAGCUGGUGCAGGUCAAGGAGCAAAUCUCACUACUCCGGUGAACGUUUUGCCGUUAUCGGCUGCUAAUCACGUAACGAAUCAGCAAGGUGUCAAGAUGAUCGUGGUUUCCUCGGGGGCGAUGGGAGGCGGAACUGCAGGCAAGCCUAUAACCAUCACGGUACCGGGACAAGGUGGUGUACCAAAGACAGUUACUAUUGCUACCAAGGGCAGUCCGCAAGCCAUCUUCAAUCCUGGCAAGAGUCAAAUCGUUAUGCCGCAAAUACAGAAAAAUCCUGAAGCGGUAACAGUGUCUGGAAAACCGGUAACUUUGCAAAUGUCCGGAAGUAUAGGUGCAAAAACGGUAACGCUUAUGCCGACAAGUAGUUCUAUAGUGACUACUUCAAGUGCAUCGGAUUCAAUAGACACUAGUAAGAUGCUCUUUGUUCCAUCGCAGAAGCAGCCGUCGGCUUCCUUAGCCUCCACAUCCGAUGGUCCCGCUACUACUGACGCAGCGUUAGCCGCUCUAGCAGCAGAAGCGGGUCUGAUUGAUCCGGUUCAAGAGCCGUCCGGUGGUCUCUCGUUUAUGGUGGCUACGGACGACGGUGCUGGCGGUGACGGCAAAGUGGAGGACAGUUGUAACGGCAAUGAGGCGACCGCCGCAGCUACCUUGGUUUCCCAGAUGGGCGCCAGUGAGCCGAUGCAAGUUGAUGGUGACGGGAACUUCGUACUUCCGCAGGUGGACGGUCCGACCGACAUUCUCUUGUCUGAAGACGAAGGAAACGACAAAAUUGACGAGGACCCCGCUACAGAGAAUGCCACGGACGCGGCCGUCGAUGAGCCGACACCCAUGGAGCAAGAUGAAGUUAGCGCGGCCGAAAGUAUCCAUGUGGAGGAACCCGCUGUGAGGGAGGAAGCCGCUCCCGAAGCGGCAGCCGAUCCUCCCGAAACCGCCCCCGCUGCCGACAAAGUGCCCGAGGAAGAAGCAGAAACUGCUGCUGAAAAUCCUCCGGUUGACGAAGAGGUACCUAUGGAUACCAGUACUGACAAUGUGGAACUGCCGGAUGAAAAGGAGAUGGAUAUCGGUAGUCCGUUGACUGACGAAGUGAAAGCAACUGAACCUGAAUUGCCUUUCGUACAAUCACCAGCAGCGCAGCCUCCUCCCGAGGAAACAACACCUGUGACGGAUGUUGCCGAUUUGCCAGAGCAGCCCGACACAACCGAAAACCAAAACGAGGGCCAGGAGGAAAAUCAAGAUGAAAACGGACAAACGAAAAGUAUGAAAGUCGAAUCGUGUCUUUCCGAUAACGAAAAAUCGCCAGCGCCUGAGAGUCUACCUGCUGAAGACAGCGCGGCGUCGCAACUCACUCAAGAUGAAGCUCAAGAAACUGAGAAGAUUAAGGACAAGACUGCGGAACCGGAAGCUGAUCUUCCAGUCGAGGAUUCUCCUCUCGUGAAGCAGGAAGACGUCGAUGAACCAAUGGUUGCGGAUAGCGCGUUGCCCGCAAUAGACGUGGCGGAUCAAGUGCCAGUAACAACGCCUGUUAUCGCACCGAACGUGCCAACGAAAUUAGAACCUGCGAGCGAACCUAUAGAACCGAUGGAACAGAAUGACAAAAUUCCCAGUGUACCAAUCUCGUCGAUAAACGGUGUUGCUGCCCCUCUUGACAAGGAGACCGAAAGUCCGCAAAAGGUUCACACUCCUAUAAAAAUCGAUAUCAAAGAGGAUCUGGCAAUCUCAAAGAGGGAAAAUAAUGUGAAGCAAGAGAAGAUAAACGACACCAGAUCAGACGAUGACUCGACCGCUUUAUCUACGUUGGCAAGCGCCGCUUUAGGCUCAACGGAAUCAGUGAAAGCUAAAAACGAACAGAACGAAGACGAGAAGAAGGAUCCGGAGUGGUACGACGUGGGAAUCAUAAAAGGAACCACUUUUACAGUUCAGCAUUACUAUCUUCCUGGCGACGAUCCGUUAGACAUAACGCAACCUUUGACUAUGGACGUUUUUAAAGAAAGAACUAAAAUAUCAUUAGAGCCGGGAACUGCCUAUAAAUUCAGGAUUGCUGCCGUGAAUAGCUGUGGACGAAGUGCCUGGAGUGAGGUAUCGGCGUUUAAAACGUGUCUUCCAGGAUUUCCAGGUGCGCCAAGUGCUAUAAAAAUAUCGAAAUCCGCAGAUGGCGCACAAAUCUCUUGGGAGCCACCGCCUAGCAAUGUCGGUCCCAUUCUUGAGUAUUCUGUCUAUCUGGCGGUGAGAAGCACGGCGUUGAACAAUGAUGGCGAAGCGAAAACAGUCGUGUCUACACCAAAUCAAUUAGCCUUUAUUAGAGUUUAUUGCGGCUCGAGUAAUUCCUGUUCGGUGAACAAUAGUGCCCUUAAUGCCGCUCAUGUGGACACCACUACGAAACCGGCCAUAAUCUUUAGAAUAGCAGCGCGAAACGACAAGGGUUACGGACCAGCCACGCAAGUCAGGUGGUUGCAAGAUCCCACCACUGGUGUGAAGAGUAAUCCGCAAUCUGUGAAGAGAGCCGGCACAGACCUACGCACGCAAGUGAAUUCCCCCCAAAAGAAGUCAAAACAGGAGAUAACUAGUGAUAAUUUCUCGUGAGCCUGUUCUCUCCCUGGCCUCGUACAGCCGAAACUCCCACAAGCGAAGCUGCUAUUACAUUAUUUAAUUUCCGCUGGUCCACAUGCCUAACGAUAAACAAAACAAUGUACUAUCGAGUAAACGACGUGAUAUUCAAGUAAACGAAAAAAAAAAAAAGAAAUGAAUACGCGAUAAAGAAUGUGUAAAAGGGAGAAAGUGAGAAGAGAAGAAAGAGAGGAAGGAAAAUAAUUAGAAAGGGAUGAUCAUAGUUAUACCGAGAUAUAACGUAUAAUUUGAAAAUAUUUGAGAAAAAAAGUAUUUUUAGUGUUCUCUCUGUACGAAUACAACGUCCUUCUGUACCGCCACGUUUCUUACUCACCGUCAUCCUAUUUCUUUCCUCGCGAGUGCGCGAGAAUCUUCUGUAAAGACAACAUGAGUACCGUUAAUAAAUGGCGAAGUGAUUAUUUUUUUGGAGUUAA
Molecule: messenger RNA, 6550 nt
Organism: Odontomachus brunneus
Lineage: Eukaryota; Metazoa; Arthropoda; Insecta; Hymenoptera; Formicidae
Gene: Hcf
Product: host cell factor
Exons: 9
Coding region: 1293-6092 (1599 amino acids)
Biological process (GO): chromatin remodeling; regulation of DNA-templated transcription
Cellular component (GO): histone methyltransferase complex
Molecular function (GO): transcription coactivator activity; protein binding
Source: RefSeq, a predicted model, not a curated record